GGGAGUAAAAUACAUCUUUUACUACAGUAAUAAGCAAUGCAGUACAUGAACACAAUCCUUCAGUAUCCACCAACCCAACUCGGCUCUCGAAACAUAUUUCUCGAAUCUGAUAUCCAAUUUUCUCGCACGCUAUAUUUGCUUACCCAUUUCAGCUAAUCUCACUCCCUAGUCAUCUAGAUCUUUUCUCUUCUCUUCUUCGAUCCCAUAAUCUUAUCAUAACAUAUCAAAUCCAUUCCACCGACCAUGUCUCAAGAAAUCGACAUUGACCCCAAUGCAUACACCCUCCCAUUCAGCCUAACCAAGACCAUCCGUCGGGACCCCUAUCCCGCCAUCCUCCCAUCCAACCCAAGUAAUUCUCAAGCUGGAAAAAUAAUCCUCAUCACAGGCGGCGGCACAGGAAUCGGUUCCUCGGCGGCCCGCGUCUGGGCCCACGCAUCCGCGCUCGGCAUAAUAAUACUCGGCCGCCGCAUCGAGCCACUCGAAGAAACGGCUCUCCAAAUCCGAGCCAUCAACGCCGAAACCAAAGUGUUAGUUAUAAAAACCGAUGUGAGCAUUGAUGACGAAGUGAAACAUGUAUUUCAGCAGACCCAUAAAGUGUUUGGGAGAGGUCCGGAUGUGGUCUUGCUUUGUGCGGCCGUAUUGGAGCCCUCGAGAUUGGUGCAUGAGAUGGGGACAGAUGAGUGGUGGGGUUAUAUGGCUAUCAACUCUAAAGGCGUAUACUCCUGCAUACACCACUACAUAAACACGCAAUCCAACCCCGCCCACCCAACCGGAACAAUCGUAGUAAUGAACAGCGCAUCGACCUCCAUCCUCGACAUCCAACACCCCGCCAACGGAAUCGGAAAACUAAGCGCACAGCGCCUCGUCGAAUUUGUAGACGCCUCGUAUCCCACUCUCCGCAUAUUCUCUCUCCUCCCAGGACUCGUCGCCACGCCCAGUCAACAGCCGCAAAAUCUUCCGUAUGCGCGCGAUGAUCCCGCAAUGAGCGGGAUGUUGACGUUGUAUUUGAGUCAGGCGAGAGCGGAUUACUUGAGAGGCAGUACUAUGUCUGUGAAUUGGGAUGUGGAGGAACUAGAACAGUUUCAAAAGGAGAUCAGAGAGAAGAAUCUUUUGAAGUUGAGUUGGAUACCUAUUUUGCCCAUUGGUGGGGGGAAGGGUCUUGCGAUGUGAGAUGUAUCCGAGUUAUCUACUGGGAUAUUAUCA
Molecule: messenger RNA, 1203 nt
Organism: Botrytis cinerea B05.10
Lineage: Eukaryota; Fungi; Ascomycota; Leotiomycetes; Helotiales; Sclerotiniaceae
Exons: 3
Coding region: 244-1170 (308 amino acids)
Molecular function (GO): oxidoreductase activity, acting on the CH-OH group of donors, NAD or NADP as acceptor
Source: RefSeq, a predicted model, not a curated record